Messenger RNA from Auanema sp. JU1783, 2382 nucleotides. NCBI's taxonomy places the organism in Eukaryota, Metazoa, Nematoda, Chromadorea, Rhabditida, Rhabditidae. The record is from the annotation of a GenBank genome assembly.
AUGGAGGAAGAGAAUGAAUCAUUUGCAACAACAGAGGAGUAUGCUGUAGAGCAUUUGCGUGUCUCUGUUGCCCAUGUUUUAACUAACAUAGGCUUUUCUGCUAUCAACGAAGAAUCUCUGAACAUACUUGUUGAUAUUAGUCGCAGAUUCAUGUCGUCAUUAUGCGGAAAAACAAAAUUUUAUGCAGAACACGCUGGACGUACCGCAGUAACACCAUGUGAUUUAUCAUUAGCCUUUCGUAGAAUGCAGUUUUCAUCAGUGGAGCUGUAUGAUUAUUUAGAUCAAGUAGGAACUGUGCCUAAAUUUCCUGUGCCUUUGCCGAAACUACUGCCAAUUUUGCACCCACCACCUACUCGUGAGGAACUUAUGACCCGGCCUGAGCAUAUACCGAUGCACUAUCCACGUAUGUGGACACCAAAAAAAAGUUUGUUCUGUGAAUGUUAUGAUUUGUAUAGUAUAUGUUAUUCAGACGAAGAUUUCUUGGCUGUUAAAGCAAAGAAAAACCCAAAUUCUAUACCCAAGUUUCCUGAUUUUACAAAUUCAAAUGCAAUGGAUCUGAAUCUGGCAAGAUCAAGGAAUAGAAUUGUUAAAAGAUCUCCAACUCCUGACGCAUUCAUAUCUUCAGGCAAUACUAUGAUACUGAGAACAUGUUUGAAAGAAAUUCUCUUUUUUUUAGUUCGUGAGAAAAUUUUGCCUGAGAAGCAGUAUGAACCGCCUAUUAUCAUCGAGGCACCAGCUGGAUUAUUAAAUCAAAAGAAAAAGAAACGAGAUUAUAAUAAGAAGGCUAAACCACCAAAAAUCAAACCGAAGGUUCUCCCCAAGAAGAUCGAGAAAUCUCCUCAGACUCCGAAGAAGACAAAAACUGUUUCUUCUCCAGUUUCGGCUGUUAAACUGGAAGAAAAAAGCAAAAAUGUGCUCACAAAGAAUACUCCAACUAAGCCCGUUGAUAGUGUUUCAACACCAAAUUCUGGAUCGUCAAAUGAUUCAAUAUCUAAUAGCGAACCUUCAGCUCCAACCAGCGAACGAGUAGCCGCAUUUACUGUAUGUGUAGAUCGCUACCGUGGGGCUGAAAACUCUGCAGCUGAAACCGCACCAAAAACGGAGAAGGAUGGAAGUGACAUUGAAGCACGCUAUAAACGGGAUAUGGCCGAGCAGGCUGAGUUAGAAGGGAAAAUGCAACUCCAAAUGUUGAUGGAAGCGAAAACCUAUCGCCCAUCAGAACCUAGUCCGCCUAUGCGCUUAGAAGUAUCAAGUACUUCUGCAGAUGGCUUAAAAAUUGUGAUAAGCAAUUCUCAAAGAAAUUGCAAAAACUCAUCGGGUCGAUACAGUACUAAUACAACAAUCUCACCUCAUUCUGAUAUGGAAUUCAACGAAGAAUGCACUAACCCUCCAAUAGAAGAAGCAUUUGUGGAUGAAGGAUGCAUCACCGAAACGCCAUCGCCUGUCUAUACGUAUUUUGAUGCUAUAAAACCGGGAAGGUUUUCUGAUACCAUGACAACGCUCUCCAUGGAUGCCGACUCAUUUAGUGAACAAAUAGAAGAUUGGCCUUCAAAGAAGCAUAAAAAGCAUAAAAAAGAGAAAAAGCCAAAGAAGGAGAAAGAGAAGAAAAGUCAUAAGAAGAAUAAUGUUGUGGAGAAGAAAUCAAAAACGAAAAAGAUUGAACCACCCGUUGAGAUUACCCCCAAGUCUGAGCACAAAAUCAAAUUAAAAAUCAAAUUGGCAGAAGGCCAACCAUCCUCCACUGUUUGCUCAUUUAAUGAAGAGAAACCUCCCCUACCCGAUUCUACUGUAAAACUGCGAAUUAAAUUAAAGGAGGAGAAAAGAGAAGACAAUCUCAUUAUGAGCGCUGAAACCGAGAGAAAAGUUCCAAAGCUCAAAAUUGGAUUGCCUAAGAGUAGCGAGCCAGUUCCUGAACCAGAACCUUCUGACAUUAGUGCGCCUGAGCGAUCGAGUCGAGCAACGAAAACCAUGGCAAAGUCAAACGGAGAUUUGAAGGAAAAACCUGAACCUGUACAGGAAGUUGACGCGUCAACCAAACCGCGCAAAAGGAAGAGUUCAGCCACUUUCAAUCCAGAAAAAAAACGCGUCAAAGACUUCAUGAAGAGAGAGAAACCAAAGAUGAAUGGAAAAGAACCGCUCACGGAUAAUGAUGACGCGAAAACGGUUGAAAGCGCCGAUGAGGAGAUAUGGAUAUGUCCAGCAUGCUCAGUCGCCUGGACAGAAGGUGCCACAAUGAUUGGCUGUGACAAUUGUGACAAUUGGUUCCAUUGGCAUUGUGUUAACAUCACUGAAGCGCCGGAUGAACAGCAAGAAUGGUUCUGCCAAAAAUGUAAGAACAAGAAAAUGAAAAAAACGAACCAAUCGAAGAGCAGAAGAAAAUGA